This is a messenger RNA of Rotaria sordida, 327 nucleotides long. NCBI's taxonomy places the organism in Eukaryota, Metazoa, Rotifera, Eurotatoria, Philodinida, Philodinidae. The record is from the annotation of a GenBank genome assembly.
AUGUAUUGUGUUUGUUGUCCAUGCUUUUACACAAGACAACAAAGAAAACGUGCUGAGAAAGAAGCUCGUCGAAAACCAGCUGCAGCGGAUCAAUCACAGCGAAUAUCAAGAUGGAGUGAUAGCGAUUAUAUGACAUUUAAUAAAACUGAUCAAUUAACAAGUGCAACUGUUGUUGCUCAACCAUCACCCACCAUUGCUAAAUUUACGUUACGAAAAAAUGUUGAUCGACUUAAUACAGAGUGUCAUGUAAUUAAUGAAUUUCGUACACGACUUGAACGAAUUGUUGGAUAUAAACGCAACAGUCGAGCCAAUCUUCUUGAUGAAUAA